Molecule: messenger RNA, 1662 nt
Organism: Cordyceps fumosorosea ARSEF 2679
Lineage: Eukaryota; Fungi; Ascomycota; Sordariomycetes; Hypocreales; Cordycipitaceae
Product: Zinc finger, FYVE-type
Exons: 3
Coding region: 1-1662 (553 amino acids)
Molecular function (GO): metal ion binding
Source: RefSeq, a predicted model, not a curated record
AUGGACGACAGAACAACGAACCCCGGCCAGUCCACGGGCGCUGCACAUACUCAGGACACAGAGGAUGGCGUCGGCUUGUCUGCAGCCUCCAGUGGAAGCCCUGGAAGCAGUCGCGAGGGCGCCCAGACGCGGGCCGGUGACACUUCCUCGCCUGCAGGUACGGCUGCAGUCGAGCAACCCUUGGCGUUGACCAACGAGGCGCCUUCCGCUGCCGUCACACCAGACACGAGGCGAGAGAUUGCACAAGAACGCAAUGGAAAUUCAGAAAGAGACGAUACAAACGCCAAUAGGACCGCCCGAGAAGAAAAUGCCGCCGGCGACGUUGCUGGCGGCGCCGGCGCUGCAACCAACACGCUUCUUCCCAUCCGGACCUUGCCAGACCUCGUACCACCGCGAGCCGCACCAGUCCAAACGACCGCCACCUCGUCGAACUCUCGCGUCGAAUUUUCGCCCGAUACCCGGUUUGUCGGUCCGGACGGGCAGGUUGUGGCCUUCUCAUCCGUCAUGUACCCGCUCCGAUCAAGCUUCGUAGCGGAGGGCUCGCCUCUAUCCACACGCAGGCGAAGCAGCCUCCGUCAACAAUUCAUUCCUCCGCGAGAGCGAUCGCAGAGGCAUCGCCGAGAGGUGCCCGAGUUCUCUCUCCCUAGGUGGCAGCCCGAUGCCGAGGUGACCCUCUGUCCCAUCUGCCACACGCAGUUCAGCAUAUGGGUGCGAAAGCACCACUGCAGGAAAUGCGGACGGGUCGUCUGCAACUCGUGCUCCCCUCACCGAAUCACGAUCCCGAACCAAUACAUUGUCCGCCCCCCAGACUCGGACGUUUCCUUCGCCUCGAGCCUGUUUGCGGACCCGAUGGGAGCCAGUUUCCUGGAGCAUGACGGCAUGCCUGGUGGUGAACGGGUCAGACUCUGCAACCCCUGCGUUCCCGACCCGAACACGGCGCCGCCGCAGAGCCCGACGCCGCAUUCACCGCGCUCACCGCAUCACAGGUCCCGGAGCAGCCUCAGCAAUGCAUACGGCGGGAUGCCUACACUGCCAGGGAUCCACGAUUCAUCCCAAUAUCUCAGUUCUCGCACAAGGAGUAUUGCCCUGAACCCCUCUGCAAGGGGGCACGAUCCGGUACCGACAUCGAGCCGCAGUGCCUCAUAUCAGACUCCCUUCGAACAGUACCUAUCUAUGCGCCCCGGGCGUGCUGGGCCGUCCCAGUUCAGCACCCGGCCAGGACUGUUCGAGGACGCGGCGACGCCGUCCUCCUCCCGGCACCGGGCGCUGCCGCCGACGCCCCAGAUCGCGGAAGAGGACGAGUGCCCCAUAUGCCACCGAGAGCUACCGGCCACCACGCUUCCCGACUUCGAGACGCAGCGCGAGCAGCACAUCACGGCGUGCAUCCAGUCCCACAGCACCUACGGCGGCAGCCCGUCACCCCUCGCCGAGGGCGUCGCGCCGGCCCCGCCCCGCCGCAGCGGCAUGUACACGUACGCAGCGACCGAGAAGGACUGCGUCGAUGACGCCGAGUGCACCAUCUGCCUCGAGGAGUUCGCCGUCGGCGUGCCCAUGGCGCGCCUCGAGUGCCUCUGCCGCUUCCACCGCGCCUGCAUUGCGGCCUGGUUCGUGAACCACCCUGGGCGGUGCCCAGUGCACCAGCACGACGGCUUCGGAUUCUAG